CAGUGGAACGAGUGAGCACGUGGUGUGUGUGUUUGCUCCGUGUCUAUUGCCAGUGGACUAGCUGGAAUCCAGUCGAGGAUUUUUCUCGAUCCAGUUUGAACUUUCAUUUCCACGAGAUGAGGUCAAUGGAACCGUCGAAGACUGGGAAAGGCGUCUAUCCUUUAUGGGACAAUGAUACCUGCCAAGGGACAACGACACUCCAAAGCUAGAGGGAGCGUUUAACGCAAUCUCUGCGAAUUAUUUCUGCAGAUCGCAGCAGGACUCGGCCACGUGAGAAACUGUAGAUAUAAAUUCGAACAACAUAAGAUCCUAUACACAAGGCGAGAACGAUCACGUGAAAUGAUCGAUAAAAAGCGCGCGGAAAGCCAACCAGAUCAACUUUAUUGUCUGAUGAAAAUGAAACAACGAUAAUGAAUGACGAGUUAAACAUAAACAUGAGCCUGAUGCAGAGAAUGUGCAGGAAAUACUUGAGAUGGAUCAGAGAUAUAUCCGUGGAGCCAACUAUGUGGCUGUACAUGAUGGCAUACAUGGUAACCUCUGUGGUCGAGCAAGCGUUCUUCGUUUAUAAAUCUUGUCGCGUCGACCACGGAUACUCCGAAGAGAUCUGUUCUAAUUUAAACGACAAUGAGACCAUCAAGUCCGCAGUACAGGUGACAGUCUCAGACUUCCACCAAUGGAACAACAUAGCUGGCCACGUGGUGCCUAUCAUUCUGGCCCUGUUCUUUGGAAACUGGAGCGACAGACAUGGUCGAAAAUUGCCCAUGAUUAUGGGCUUAAUCGGAAAAUUUAUUUAUUCUUUCAUGAUAGUAGUCAAUUCCAUGAUGGACACGUGGAAUUUGAAUACUGUGGUGUACACAGCCAGUCUCCCUAUGGGAAUGCUAGGCGGUGAUGUUGCCAUUUUUGGCAGCUGUUUCGCGUACAUAUCAGACAUUUCCUCGGUUCAACAGAGAACUCUGAGGAUCACUAUUCUGGACGUUGUUUAUCUCAGCACUAUGCCCACUGGAGUGGCACUAGGAUCCUAUUUGUACACAAACGUGGCCAACUCGUCGUUCACAAUCAUGUUUAUCAUAAACACAAGCCUACUGGCCCUGGCCAUCCUCUACUCUCUGAUCAAACUAAAGUGGCAAACGUUGCCGCGACAACAGUCGCUUUUAGGCACCAAUCUGUUAAUGGACUUCUUCGAUAAGAAGCACGUAGUCGCAACCAUGAAGACAAUUACGAAGCCCAGGCCGAAUCACGGUAAGCUACAUUUAUGGCUGCUGUUGGUCAUCAUGAUGCUCUACACAUUCCAGAGGGACGAGAAACCGAUGAGCUACCUGUACACGCAGCUCAAGUUCAAAUGGGACGUAACCAACUUCAGUAACUUCCGAACGUUCCAGUCGAUCACGUUUGUCGUAGCGAUGUUAAUCGGUGUGCCACUGAUGAGUAAAUUAAUGGGGAUAAAGGACACUAUAAUUGUAGCAAUUGGCGCAACCGCACACGCAGCCGGAAGAGUAAUAUUCGUGCUAGCAGAGAUACCAAAAAUGUUCUACGUUGGUGCUGCCGUAGCUGCAUUGGGUCCCAUAGUGGCGCCGGUUUUAAGAUCAAUGACCUCGAAAUUGGUUCCAGUUGAAGAAAGAGGAAAAGUGUUUGCGAUGCUGUCAGUCUGUGACAAUGCUGUGCCAUUGUUCAGUGGCAUAUUGUAUUCACAACUUUACAAUGCUACUAUUAACACAGCACCCAGUUCUAUCUAUUGGCUGACGUUCUCCACUCAGGUGUCAGUGUUCCUGCUGGUUUUAAUAAUUCAUUUUACCCUGAGGAACAGAAACGUAAUGACUCACGAAGAGUAUAUUUCAAAUGAUGCUGACUGCCCAUAUGUGUCUUCCUCAUCAGAGCCUAACACAUUGACAGACUCCAAGGAUUCAUCAAGCUGA
Messenger RNA from Dufourea novaeangliae, 1913 nucleotides. RefSeq names its product proton-coupled folate transporter. Gene Ontology annotation, molecular function: transmembrane transporter activity. Gene Ontology annotation, cellular component: membrane. The coding region runs from base 411 to 1913 and encodes 500 amino acids. Gene Ontology annotation, biological process: transmembrane transport. Lineage: Eukaryota; Metazoa; Arthropoda; Insecta; Hymenoptera; Halictidae. The record is from RefSeq and is a predicted model, not a curated record. The transcript has 9 exons.